Molecule: messenger RNA, 1965 nt
Organism: Drosophila nasuta
Lineage: Eukaryota; Metazoa; Arthropoda; Insecta; Diptera; Drosophilidae
Gene: Srp54
Product: splicing regulatory protein 54
Exons: 2
Coding region: 131-1660 (509 amino acids)
Cellular component (GO): nucleoplasm
Molecular function (GO): RNA binding
Source: RefSeq, a predicted model, not a curated record
GACGCCGUUUACAGCAGCCCUCGUUGAAUUUUUUCACCAAUUUGUGUGUGAGGUUAAUAUUUAUUUCGGUGGUUGCUAACAAACAAAAAUUUCAAUCUAAACGUUUACAAAAUCAAACGCAAGCACAACAAUGGCUGGCGGCAAUACACCGCGUGUGAUACAGGUGACUAAUAUUGCGCCGCAGGCCACCAAGGACCAAAUGCAAACGCUAUUUGGCAACAUUGGCAAAAUCGAAGAAAUCCGACUGUACCCCACCAUCAGGGAUGUCUCCUGCCCCGUCCAGUCGCGCAUUUGCUACGUCAAAUACACCGAGACGAGUAGUGUGCCAGUCGCUCAGCACUUGACAAAUACCGUUUUCAUUGAUCGUGCACUCAUCGUUAUCCCGGUGCUCGCUAUCCCUGAGGAGUAUCGUGCCCUGGAGAUGCUUAAGAAUGGCACCAUUGUGCCAGGCCUGCAAAAACCCGAUUCUAAAUUGCCACCAGAGGUGAUCAAUCGGAUCGAGGGCCAAUUGCCGCAGCAAGUGAUCAAAACCUACGAUCCCAAGCUGGUGGAAUUCAAUCUGCCCGAAUAUCCGGCGCUGCCUUCGUUCUACGAUGCUCGCAAGAUUGAGGAGAUCAGGCGCACCAUUAUUGUGUGCGAUGUGCGCAACGAAUGGCGUCUCGACGACCUUAUGGAGUGCUUUCAACGUGCCGGCGAAGUGAAGUACGCACGCUGGGCCGAGAAGGAUAACAAGACCUUUUGCAUGAUUGAGUUCUGUGAACAGACGAGCGUCAUUCACGCUCUUCGGCUGCAGGGACAGGAGUUCAAGGGUGGUCACCUCAGUGUAUACCAUUCCACGUACUCUAUUACUAAGCCCGAGGCGAAAUCCAAUGAAGCCGCACAGGCAGAGAUUGAGGAGGCCAUGACUAUUGUGAAGGAGGCACAAAGCAUGAUUUCAGCGGCCAUUGAUCCCGUCAUUGGCAUGCUGGCCAAGGACAAGCGACGACGUUCCCGUUCACGCUCCCGUUCGCGCGAGCGUCGCACCAGCAGUCGCAGCCGAUCGCAUCGCUCCAGCUCUCGGCGACGACGUCGUUCCGGUUCCCGGGAGCGACGCAGUGUCUCCAGAUCGCGACGCUCGCGUUCGCGUGGCAAGCACUCGUCCAGAUCGCGUAGCAAACGCUCGCGUUCCCGCCAUCGUCGUAGCAGCUCACGAUCCAGACGCUCCCGCUCCAGAGGUGGCAAGCAUUCGCGUUCGUCACGCUCUCGCGGCAAGCGAUCCCGAUCACGUCAUCGUCGCAGCAACUCACGCUCCAGACGCUCGCGCUCGCAUGGCGGGGGUGGUAGCAGUGGAAAUGGCAAACGGUCUAGAUCACGUGAGCGCAGCAAGAAAUCGCAUCGUGCACGUUCGCCACGAUCACGCAGCAAACGCAGCUCGCCAUCGCCGCCGCCAGUGAGCAGCAGCAGCAAAUCUCGCUCAAGCCGCAGCAAAGAUAUUGCACCAAUAUCAUCCAGCACCAAGUCAUCGUCGUCAUCCUCGUCGCGUCGUCGUUCCCGGACUCCCGAGUCAUCGUCACGCAAGCUGAAGGCAAUCAGCGAGGAUAACAACGAGUCAAAAGCGAGUUCCCGUAAAUCUGUGAGCGUUGAGAAGUCGGAUAACAUGGAUAUAUCCAAUUCACCCUAGAAAGAUAGAGAGAUCAACUAUUCAGAGAGAUUUUGAUAUAAAAUACACUUCAAAACCAAACUAAUCUUUUGCUUUUUAUCUCAAAUCGAAAAGAAUUCGAUUGGAUUUUGUAUUCGCUGAUCUGUAGUUCCAAGUAAAAAAGUUCAUAUUUCAAAAUUCAGCAUUUAUUUCCUCCCUCUAUUGUUUAUUUAAGUUAAGAAGCAUUACAACAACAUACAAUACUAAAAUUGUUAGCCUAAGUUCAUAAACUUUGUGACUGUUUCAAUCGAGGACUUACCUUGCAGAUUAAAAACACUCAAACUAAA